AUGAGUAAUAUGACUUCUCUGGGCCACAUUCUUCGCAGUAUAAUUAAUCGUACUCAGGAUUAUUGUUUACUAUGUCAGAAACAAAUAGAGGGAAAUCCUAUAAAUAUACAAGACGAAGUUGUAUUGAAAGAAACGGAUUCUAAUGCUUCUAUAAAGAUUUACGACGUGCUAUCCCUAGUACUGGGAUAUGAAAUUUCGUGUUCCAUGUCAGCCCUCGAAGUUUUAUGUAAACAAUGCACACAUUCAGCUGUUAAUUGUUACAAAUUUAUUGUGACUGCGAAAGCAAGUUUCGAAACACUCACCACAGCCAUUAGUAACCUCAAAACAUGUUUAGAAAAUACACCAGAAGGUAUCGAGGGUAAAAAAUCUCUAUACAUCACAUUAGAUACAAGCAACUUCGCGACUCAACAUUAUUAUGAUAAUCAGAGUAAUAACAAUUCCAGUAUAGCCCUUAAGAAUUUUCAAUCUUUAUUUAUUUACAAUGAUAAUACACAGUCGUCAAACAAAACUAUCAGUAGGAGACAUGUUGGUAAAAGAAGAGAUUACUUUUCAGUACCAAUUAAAACAAGUGAAAUGCUAUAUGAUAAGAAUGAUAGGAAAAAUCUGAAGUGCAAAGCUUGUUUGAAACUCUAUCCAUCAUUAUCUAACUUGAGAAACCACUUUAUAAGAGUCCACGCACCAAAGGAUUAUAAGUGCGACAUAUGUCAACGAAAAUUUGGUUCAAUAGCACUCAUAGAGGCCCAUAAAAGUGAAAGCCAUUGUACAAUUGUAUGCAGCGAGUGUGGAAAAACAUUUCACAAUAGACACACAUUGAAAAUGCAUGAAAUAGGACAUUAUUUGAAGCUCGUCUGCCAAGAUUGUGGUAGAGUUUACAAAAGUCAGACUACAUUCAAAAAACAUAUAGAUUUAAAUAUAUGCGGCCAAAAAACUAGAGCGUCUCCGGCCGAUGCGAAAUUCACAUGCGAUUACUGUAAUAAAAAAUAUACACAAAAAGUAUCAUUGCGAGUACACAUUCAAUAUGAGCAUGGCAAUUAUAAAAGUCACGAAUGUAAGUGGUGUAAGAAAAAGUUUUGGGCGCAGAGUAGAUUAAAAGCUCACAUUGUUAAACACACACAGGAAAAAAAAUUUCAAUGCAAUAUGUGUGGCGGCAAGUUUGUUACCAAGGAGUCCUUACUGUAUCAUACAAGAACUCAUACAGGUGAAAAGCCUUAUAAAUGUGAAUUCUGCGACAGCAGAUUUCUAUCAACUUCUAGAAGGGUUGAUCAUAUGAAACGACAUCAUGCCGACCUUAUUUACCAGUGUCAUAUGUGUAACAUGAAAUAUACAACGCAAGUGUGUUUAGAGAAACAUAUGAAAACACAUAAGAAUGUAGAUAAAAGUGUAGAAAUACCGACUUCAGAGGGAGUUAUUCAAGUUUCAGAGGAUGAAAUAUAUUUGGAUAUGUCCGAUGAAGAUUAUAUGAAUCAACAUGUAGGUUAA
Danaus chrysippus (African queen) is the source of this 1479-nucleotide messenger RNA. The record is from the annotation of a GenBank genome assembly. Lineage: Eukaryota; Metazoa; Arthropoda; Insecta; Lepidoptera; Nymphalidae.